AAUCUUCAAACAUAAAACGAUAGAGAGAGAAACUCCAAAAUCUCAUUCUCUCUCUAACUUCUUCUUCUUAAAAAAUAAAAAAAAAUAAAAAUGAAGAACGCCAAUAACACCAACAACACAAAGCUAAUCCUUCUCCAUCCGUACAUCCUCAAACAAGGAAACUCAAACCGCCUUUGGCUCCUCGCCUUCGUCUCCUUCUUCACCGUCGCCUUCCUCCUCACCCUCAUCUACACCCGCGACUCCUCUUCCUCCUCGUCUACCGCUUCCUCCACCACCAUUUCCGCCGCCGUAGUCCCUGCCGCGGCGGCGUUGCCGGCGACAGUGAUAAACACGCUCCUCCACUACGCGUCGCGGUCGAACGACACCUUCAAGAUGUCGUAUGGCGAGCUGAAGCCGAUCGCCGACGUGCUGAGGAAAUGCUCGCCGCCGUGCAACCUCCUCGUGUUCGGCCUCACGCACGAGACGCUCCUCUGGAAAGCGCUGAACCACAACGGCCGUACCGUCUUCAUCGAUGAGAACCGCUACUACGCCGCCUACUACGAGCAGCAGCACCCCGAGAUCGACGCCUACGACGUUCAGUACACGACCAAGACGAGCGAGAUGAGGGAGCUGAUCAUGGCGGCGCGGGUGCAGGUUAAGAACGAGUGCCGCCCCGUGCAGAAUCUCCUCUUCUCCGAGUGUAAGUUGGGCCUGAAUGAUCUGCCCAACCAUGUGUACGAAGUGGACUGGGACGUUAUCUUGGUGGAUGGGCCCAGAGGGGAUUGGGCCGACGCGCCGGGGAGGAUCCAGCCCAUAUUUACGGCGGGAGUUUUGGCGAGGAGUAAAAAAGGAGGGAAUGCGAAAACGCAUGUUUUCGUGCAUGAUUUUAGGAGGGGUUUGGAGAGGGUUUGUGGGGAUGAGUUUUUGUGUAAGGAGAAUUUGGUGGAAGCGAGUGAUUUGCUUGGGCAUUAUGUUGUGGAGAGAAUGGAUGAAAAUAGCUUCCAUUUCUGUCGUAGCCAGAAUUCUACGACGGCGUCUUAGUUGUCGUUUGUUGUUUUUUCCGCGGUUUUUUAUUUUUAUUUUUAUUUUUAUAUUGGUCGUACGUACAAAUAAUGUUUCAAUCGUUAGUGUUACUGGUUUGAUAAUUGGAUGGAGUUAUGAGGAGGAUGGGGGAGAGAAAGGAUGGAUAUUUAUGAUGGGGGUUUAGAAGGUUUUUUUUUUUUUUUUCAUUGUGGGGAAUGGGGAUGUAAAAAAUAAUUCUUUUUCGUUUUUUCCCUUUUUUUGGGCAAUCUGUAAAAGUGUAAUACAAUUGAAGGUUUUUUUUUUUUAAUCGAAAU
Messenger RNA from Morus notabilis, 1316 nucleotides. RefSeq names its product protein IRX15-LIKE. The coding region runs from base 91 to 1020 and encodes 309 amino acids. NCBI's taxonomy places the organism in Eukaryota, Viridiplantae, Streptophyta, Magnoliopsida, Rosales, Moraceae. Gene Ontology annotation, biological process: xylan biosynthetic process. The transcript has a single exon. The record is from RefSeq and is a predicted model, not a curated record.